CCUUCACCUCAAGCAAAAUGGAGGCGUAUGAACGAAAAAUCCAGUCCCUCUAAUUUAUUAUAAAUUUUCAUAUAUGUAUCAAAUUUUAUAUUCAAUACAGAUAUGAUACAUCACUAGAGAUAUGGGGAGUAUGAAAACUUCAGCAUUUUGUACUUUAAAGUACAUAUUUAUUAUCUUCAAUGCACUUAUAUGGUUAAUUGGUUGUGGGCUAUUUUCUGUUGGUAUAUGGAUGCAGGUUAACACAGGUCCCUACAUAAAUCUGCUGCCCAGCCACUAUGUGUUUGGUGCCACAGCAAUAAUAUGUAUAACAGGUGUUGUAGCACUUAUUAUAGGAUUUUGUGGCCUAGUUGGUGGUAUUAUGGAGAGUCGUCUUUGUAUGGUUGUAUAUUUUGUGUUUAAUAUAGUGGUAUUUGCUGCAGAAAUAACAAUUAUUGCUAUAGGAUUCUCAAAGAAAUCCCAGCUCCAGUCUUUUGUGAAGGAAGAAUUAAUGUAUAGUUUAGAGUUUAGUCAUAAUCCUGACAUCCAAUCAAACAAGAGGGAAGGUGUAGACAAUGUUAUAGAUUACAUACAACAAGAUCUGAAAUGUUGUGGUAUAAACAAUUACACAGACUGGUUUAACCAUCCAGCAUGGCCAGGGAACAGUUAUGUUACUGAUUCAUGUUGUUUACAUGAAGAGGAGGAGUGUGGGAAAUCUACUACUGCUGUGUGGUUCCGUAGGGGCUGUAAGGGAGAAAUAGAUUAUUGGUUUAUACAGAAUAUGACAGCUUUAGGAAUAUCUGCUUUAAUGAUUAUUGUGUUACAGGUUUGUACAAUGGCAGCAUCACUGUGUUUAUGUUGGGGCUUCAGGGAAGAUAAGUUCAGAAGUUAAUGACUCCAAGAAGACAGUGCUAGAAUGUACCAGGAAACACAAUUUAUAAGCUUUAGCACAGAAAAUGAAGUCUAGAAAUCCUAUGUAGCUUUAAAUAUAUCAGCCACACAAACACAUAUUAUAGCCUAGAUCUGAUGGAUUGUUAUAUUGCUCAUGGAGUAUUUAUUUGUUGUUUGUUAGGUCUCUGUAAAGAUCUGCUCACAACUAUCUGUAAAUUAUAAAAAAAACAAUUAUUUUCAAGGAAUUCAUGUUUUUUCACAGGGAACUGUUAUUUCUCCUCAAUUUACAAAAUCAAUGGAAUUAUAAUCAAUAUAACAAUAGUUAGAAUAGAACGUUAUGUACUAUGAAAUGUUUCAGGAAUAGUAUCAGUCAUCAUUCAGAAUCAGUGUACCAGACAGCUACAACUUUUUUUAAUGCUUAAAUUGUGAGGAAAUUAGAUAAUAUUUGGUACAUUUGUAAGGAAAUUAGAUAAUAUUUGGUAUAUUAUGAGGAAAUUAGAUAAUAUUUGGUAUAUUUGUAAGGAAAUUAGAUUAUAUUUGGUACAUUUGUAAGGAAAUAAGAUGAUAUUUGGUAUAUUUGUGAGGAAAUUAGAUUAUAUUUGGUAUAUUUGUGAUGAAAUUAGAUGAUAUUUGGUAUAUUUGUGAGGAAAUUAGAUGAUAUUUGGUAUAUUUGUGAGGAAAUUAGAUAAUAUUUGGUAUAUUUGUGACACCGUUUUACUUUUGUAGUAGUUUUAUCAUUCCUAAUUGUACGAAUAUCUCCACCUAAGUUGUUUUUUAUUAAGAUGUUUAACAACCUGAUGAUGAAAAGUAGGACUUUUUCAUUUGUAUAAAGAUGAUUAAUGGUUUUGAUUUGUAAAUGUAUCCCAGUAUCAUUAUUCUAUCACGUAUCACCGUCUUUGUGACAGAGAUAUUUACUUUGUAUCUUAAAAAAAUGGAUGGUUUUAUUAGAUUUAUUAAAUGAUUGAAAACUUAUUAACGGGUGAAGAGUAUAUACAUUUGAUCAACUUUACAGAAAUAGAGUCCAUCAAAUGUGUAAUUUCAGGCUAGACUUGUAUUUUAAAAAAAAAGGUUUUGAUUGAUUUUCUUGACAUGUUUGUGUCAUUUAUAGGAACAAACGUUAUUAUUAUUAUCUUUUUACUUGGCUUAUUGUUUUGAAAAAUAUAUUUUCUAUUAUUUAUAAGUCUGUAAAUUUUAUGAUACAUACUUAAAAACAGAAUCCCUAGUCCCAUUUUAAUUAAUCAUCAGUAUAGAUGCUAUGAUUUUGGAUGUUAACUCUUUAAAUACUGAUGGAUAACUCCAAGCAUGUUUUUUUAUAAAGGUUGUCAACUCCUUCCGAAGAUUCCUGAUAGGGAGUUCAAGCUUCCUACUUAAACAAAUUUUAUUUUUCCUUUCACAAUUGUUUUACUCUACAAAUCAAAAAACAAAUUUUUUGUUUAUUUCUUUACACAAAAGAGAGCUUCACAAACAAUGUAAAAUAGGUCCUACAUCAAAGGCUCACUAAUGAAUUAACCCAGAGGUAAAUCUGCCACUUUGGAACUGUGAAAGGUUGAUUCACCUGUUUCUGAUGCAUUUUUUGUAUUAUGGUUUAAUAAGCUUUAAAUAUACUCAUAUACGACAAGUUAACAAGGGCAAAUUUUGUUCAUAUGUUAAAACUUUUAUUAUCUGUUGGCUUUUGAUAUGUCAUGUAGAGGUAUACUAUCAUCUGUCGCUUUCACCACCUUUAUAGAAAGCUUUUGCUGUUUAAAGUUUGUCACACAGGCUGUUAUAACUCAACCUGAGUUUAUUUGACAUCUAUAGAAAAGGACAGGCAUUAUGAGUCGGUAACUCCUUAAGCUUUAACUUUAUUUCAGUCUUUCACUGAAUCUCUCAUACAUCAUGCCAUUGUGAACUUCCUGUUUUAUUGAUUGGUCCAAGAGGUUUUGGGGGUUUCAAUGGCAAAGUUUGAAUCUCACAUUAUCUGUAGAAAAGUGGAGUUGGGUAUCAUUUGAAAGUCUGCUUGCACUUAUGUAGUUUUUCCAGGAUAAUCCAGCAAUUUGCCAUUAAUAGCAGUUUCUGAGUUUGUCUGAACAUUAUCAUGAAAACAAUUCUAUUAAUGUUGUGUAACUUUAGUACUGCUGAUUAACCUAAAUGUCAUAGAAAUAUCCUAUUGUUAAGAUAAAUUUAGUAGCCAUCAAUCUUUUAGUAUGUAAUACACUUUGUUUAGGUAAUGUUUUUUAAUUAUAAUAAGUAAAAUAUAUAUAAAUGUUUGCUUAGAAGUUAGUGCCAAUUCAUAUAAUGUAGUUUUAUGAUUUUUUUUUUUUAUAGUUUUUGAUACAAGGUUUUUUUACUGACACAUUGUCAUUAAAUUAUUUAUUUCAAAACAAAUUAUUAUAUAUAUACACGUAGAUUAGGUGUUACAUAUUGUUUUUAAAAGCAUCUUUGUUUUAGCAUUUUAAUUUAAUUUUUAGUCUGUGCAUCAGAAAAUAAGUUUUAAAAAAUCAAAAAAGUAUUUAAUUUUGCGAUAGUUUUGUGAAAAUUUUCCCUGUGACCCAUGCAAUUCUAGUCACAAAUAUUUCAUUUAACUUUGGACGUGUUUGACUUGUACUGGUUUUGUAAAUGCAAGGGACACAGUAAAAUUAAAAAAUCUGCAGGAACUUUAAGCUGUCAAAAUAAGAGAUAUUCCAUUUAAAUAGAUUUUGGAGGAUAGGAAGGCACCCCAACAACCAGUAUACUUACCCUUGGUAUAUCUGCAUACAUUAGGUAGCAAUACACAGUUAGGAAAAAAAACUUGAAAUUGACACUCAUAAUUUUUAACCACACUCUUUCCCUUGCUUUGUAACAAAAUAGGCUUACUGUUUGUGUCAUGCAUGUGCAUAUUUAUGCAGCAUCUUCCAUAGAUUUGAUUUCCAAUAAUUAAAAUGGUGAAAAAUAAUCUCUUUUUGAUGUAACAUGGCAACAACCUGCUCGUUUUUAUACAAAAUAUUGCAAAAAAGGGGGGUAAAAAUGUCACAAAAGUCCCCAAAAUUUGGUCCAAAGUAUAAUUUCAAUCCAUUUGAGUGAUACUUUUUUCUGAAACCUUUGACAUUUAUCUAUCAGGAGGUAAAAUAAAAAUCAUUUGAAUUUCACCUCAUUUUUCCAUAGAAUUGAAAAGUUUGAGCAUAAAAUAUUUCUUGGAAAACACUACAAUAAUUUAUGGACCUAUGGGCGGUACAAAUGUAAAAAUACAGACUGUCAAACCGAAAAUGGCCUAUGAACCAUGCAAAAAACAAUCUUGAUGUUCAUAUAAACCCACUUUGAAGGCUAUCUUAUUCUCUAAAAAUCAAUUUUAUUGCACAAUAACUUUCAUAUUUGAAAAACUCACCAGUACCAAAAUGCAAAACCAAACUCCUAACUGUGUAUUGCCACCUCAAGUAGACAUACAGUUAUAACCUACAAACUAUGUCUAAAUGCCUCAUACAUUCACAACGGAAAAGAUCUCUUAAAUAUUUUUCUUGAGGCGUUCAUGGUUGUUUUAAUACUUAUUUAGUAAACUCACUGAGUAAUCAACAAUCAUUCUUGCAAUCUUAAUAAGAAUUAUGAAUAUAUUCUGUCAUCUCCUUGCAUCUACACACUUAAAGUGUAUUUGCUGGUAUAGUAAUCAGAUAGUAUUAAGAAUGCUUGGUUAUAUUGAUGUGAUAUUUAUUAUCUGCAUGUAUUGUAGUCAGUUGUGUCGCUUACUUUAUCAAAUUAUUAUUCAAGGCCAGUACUUAACUGAUAUAAUUUCCAGAAAUAAAGAAGAGAAAGAGAGAAGAAAUGUCAUUUGUACAAUUGCCAGUGAAAUAAUGAUUAAUUCAUAUAACAGGUCAGCACAUAUGGACAGCUAGGAGGAAAAAUCAAAUGAAAUGAAGAAUAAGAAAAUGGAAUUAAAGAAUUAUGAAUAUUAUGAUGAUUUAGAGUUCAGAGAGAUUGUAGUACAUGUAUUAAGAAAUUCUGGUAUCUCAUAAAUACAUCUCUCAGGUACUUAACAUUAAAUGUGGUUUAUGGUUGUAGGUUUGUUUAUAAGCUUUAAAUUACUGAUUUUCUUUAUAUGUUAUCAAAGUAUCAGUUUUAUACAGAUUUAUACAAGAAAUAAAGUCUUAACAAAG
Messenger RNA from Mytilus californianus (California mussel), 4970 nucleotides. Its product is annotated as tetraspanin-9-like. The coding region runs from base 122 to 868 and encodes 248 amino acids. NCBI's taxonomy places the organism in Eukaryota, Metazoa, Mollusca, Bivalvia, Mytilida, Mytilidae. The record is from RefSeq and is a predicted model, not a curated record. The transcript has 8 exons. Gene Ontology annotation, cellular component: membrane.